CUGUCUCCCUGCUCUCUCAGUGAGAGAGAGUGGCCGCCGCCUGCAGGAGCCAACCAGGCCAGGGCCGCUCCGAGCCAGCCCCGACAUCCAGCCGCUCGCACCGGCCCCGGGGGAGGAGACGUGAGCCUUCAGCUUUGUGAGGCUCACACUCUGUAUGAAGAGAGGUUGAGUCUAUGGCCUCAGAGCUAGAUGCCACAGAGGAUGGCUGCUCCACAGACCUUGCAAAGCCCCUCUAUCUCCAGUACUUGGAGCGAGCCCUGCGGCUGGACCAGUUUCUCCGCCAGACCUCAGCCAUAUUCAACAGAAACAUCUCCAGUGAUGAGAGUGAGGAUGGCUUGGAUGAGACCCCCUUGCUUACAGAGACUGAGGAUCCUUCCAUGCAGGUGAAGGAGGAACCCAUGUCACCUCUGCUCGGGGAAACAUCAGGGGAAGGGAACUCUGCACUAUUUCCAGUUCACUCCCUCAAUGGCGUCCUGCAGCCAGAGCCAAAAACCGAGCGAGGGUGUCUGUAUAACUUCUCUAAGCUGAAGAAAAGCCGCAAGUGGCUGAAAAGCAUCCUCCUGAGUGAGGAGACCAGCGACUCGGAUUCUAUAAGUGAUGAAGAGGAUGACUACUCUCUCUCUAAAGAGGAGCUGUAUGGCAUGCUGAGAAUGCACAAGUACAAAAAACUUCACCAGAGCAAAUAUCACAAGGACAAAGAGCUGCAGCAGUAUCAGUAUUACAGUGCGGGCCUCCUCUCUACCCAUGACCCAUUCUAUGAACAACAGCGCCAUCUCAUGGGACCAAAAAAGAAAAAAAUUAAAGAGGAGAAAAAAUUUAAAGCCAAGUUUAAAAAAGUGAAGAAGAAAAGGAGGCGGGAAGAGGAUCUGUCCGACGAUGAGUUACCACAUCGACACCACCAUGCCAAAGUGUUUGCAAAAUUCUCCCAUGAUGCCCCAACCCCAAUGGGCAAGAAAAAGCACAUGACACUGGAGCAACUGAAUGCCCGUCGCAGGAAAGUGUGGUUAACUAUUGUGAAGAAAGAACUGCCUAAGGCCUACAAGCAAAAAGUUUCAGCCCGCAACUUACUGUUAACGAACAGCAAAAAGCUGGCUCAUCAGUGCAUGCGGGAGGUGCGCAGAGCCGCUAUACAAGCACAGAAGAAUUGCAAGGAAACUCUUCCACGAGCACGCAGGCUGACCAAGGAAAUGUCGCUGUACUGGAAGAAGUACGACAAAGUGGAGAAAGAGCACCGUAAGCGGGCAGAGAAAGAGGCCUUAGAGCAGCGCAAGCUGGAUGAGGAAAUGAGAGAGGCUAAGAGGCAACAGAGAAAGCUAAAUUUCUUGAUAACGCAAACAGAGCUGUAUGCGCACUUUGUCAGCCGCAAGCGGGAAUCUGGACCAGACGAAAUACAGGAAGAGAUUUUGCGCAAACUCGAAGACAGUUCCUUCCCUCGGCAAAUCGGCGGUGUCUCCAUAAACAUUGGGCAAGAAGAUUACGACAGUGACUAUUUCAAGAGUCAGGCCUUGAAGAAUGCAGAAGAGGCUUUUAGGAUUCACCAGGCACAGACAAGGUCCUUUGAUGAAGAUUCCAAGGAGAGCAGGAUAGCAGCGUUACGGGUGGCCAGUAAAUCAGAGUCAGGCUUUGGAGAGAGUUACAGUCUGGCUAAUCCCUCUAUACGAGCUGGAGAGGAUAUUCCGCAGCCUACCAUAUUUAGCGGAAAACUCAAAGGUUACCAACUGAAAGGCAUGAACUGGUUGGCAAACUUAUAUGAACAGGGUAUUAACGGGAUCCUGGCUGAUGAGAUGGGAUUGGGAAAAACUGUUCAGUGCAUAGCUCUCCUAGCCCAUCUUGCAGAGCGAGAGAAUAUCUGGGGGCCCUUCCUGAUUAUUUCACCUGCCUCAACACUCAACAAUUGGCAUCAGGAGUUUUCAAGAUUUGUACCAAGGUUUAAGGUACUGCCUUACUGGGGCAACCCCCAUGAAAGAAAAGUAAUAAGGAAAUUCUGGGGCCAGAAGACGCUGUAUACACAAGAAGCUCCUUUCCAUGUAGUGAUCACCAGCUACCAGUUGGUGGUGCAAGACGUAAAAUACUUCCAGCGGGUGAAAUGGCAGUACAUGGUGCUAGAUGAGGCCCAAGCCCUGAAGAGCAGUUCUAGUGUUCGGUGGAAGAUCCUGCUACAGUUUCAGUGUCGCAACAGACUCCUGUUAACAGGCACUCCCAUUCAAAAUACCAUGGCUGAGCUGUGGGCGCUGCUGCAUUUCAUUAUGCCCACACUCUUCGACUCUCAUGAUGAGUUCAACGAGUGGUUUUCAAAGGAUAUAGAAAGCCACGCUGAGAACAGGUCUGCCAUUGAUGAGAACCAGUUAUCUCGGUUACACAUGAUCCUCAAACCUUUUAUGCUCAGGAGAAUCAAGAAGGAUGUGGAGAAUGAGCUGUCUGACAAGAUUGAAAUCCUGAUGUACUGCAAUCUGACCAGUCGCCAGAAGCUGCUCUAUCAGGCACUAAAGAACAAGAUCUCCAUUGAUGACCUUCUCCAGUCCUCCAUGGGCACAACCCAGCAAGCACAGAACACCACCAGCAGCCUCAUGAACUUAGUCAUGCAGUUCCGGAAGGUGUGUAAUCACUCUGAACUGUUUGAGCGCCAAGAAACCUGGUCUCCCUUCUACCUAGCAAUAAGGCCAUACCGCAUUUCUAAGUUCCUCUACCGACAAGGAAACUUAGAAUGUUUCAACUACUCAAGAAACAGGUGGUUACGCUGUCUGCUUUCUCCAUUUGCACCUGAUCACGUCCAACAAUCCCUCUUCCAUAGACACAGGUCACACCAAGAAAGUUGCUUUUCUUUUCUUCGUUUCAUCAACAUGUCUCCGGCAGAGAUGGCAAAUCUGAUGCUCCAUGGACAUCUAGCCAGAUGGUUAGCUCUUUUCCUGUCUCUGAAAGCCGCAUACAGGCUCCAUCAUAACCGUUUCUGGAAAGAGAAGAGUUCGUCUGAUACCCCACUUGCCUACCUUUCAAACAAAGACCUUAUACUCUGGGUGGAUUUGCCACUUUCCUUUCCCAGCAUACACAGCUCUCCGACCCUGCAGAAAUUGGUUUUCGCACGUUACUGUAAGCCUGUCUCUGGGUUUACAGAUCACAUGUUGCAUCGACGAAAAGCUGGUCUACCACAUGUACUGCGUUGCCGAAUUACAGAACUGCCUUCAUUCCUCUGCACCUCCCCCCCAAUGGUUACAGCUGCACCAAUAGACACCUACUGCGCUGAUCGGAGCGCCGAGUACGAGCGUCAGGUACUGAGAAAUGGAGGCAGUCCAGACACCCGGAAGUGUCUUGUAUUUGGAGCACCCGAACUUCAUGCUGAUUGGUCCGUGAGGGAUUUACACUUUUUCCCUGAGAGCCCAAGUGGUCUCUUGGCCAUUAGGCCAUUGCACGGCUGGUCUUUCAUCCAGAUACCAGACAAGGAGAGUCUAAUCACGGACAGCGGGAAGCUGUACGCAUUGGACCUGCUGCUGACCCGACUGAAGUCACAGGGGCACAGAGUCCUCAUUUACUCACAGAUGACUCGGAUGAUAGACUUGCUGGAGGAAUAUAUGGUAUACAGGAAGCACACAUACAUGCGCCUAGAUGGCUCCUCCAAGAUUUCGGAAAGGAGAGACAUGGUGGCUGAUUUCCAGAGCAGAACGGACAUCUUUGUCUUCCUGCUCAGCACUAGAGCUGGUGGCCUGGGUAUUAACUUGACUGCAGCUGAUACGGUCAUUUUCUAUGAUAGUGACUGGAAUCCAACUGUGGACCAACAGGCCAUGGACCGUGCUCACCGGCUGGGCCAAACCAAACAAGUCACUGUUUACAGACUCAUUUGUAAGGGCACCAUAGAAGAACGAAUACUCCAGAGAGCGAAAGAGAAGAGUGAGAUCCAACGAGUAGUGAUCUCUGGAGGAAACUUUAAACCAGACACCCUGAAACCAAAAGAGGUGGUCGGUUUGCUUCUGGAUGAUGAGGAACUAGAAAAGAAAUUACGCCUGAGGCAAGAGGAGAAGCGACAGCAAGAAGAGACGAACAAAGUGAAAGAGCGCAAACGGAAAAGAGAAAAAUAUGCAGAAAAGAAGAAGAAAGAAGAUGAGGUGGAUGGAAAGAGGAAGAAGGAUGGUGUAAACCUCGUUAUCCCUUUCGUGCCUUCUGCUGAUAACUCCAACCUGUCUGCAGAUGGAGACGACUCCUUUAUCAGUGUGGACUCUGCAAUGCCCAGUCCCUUCAGUGAGAUCUCCAUCAGCAGUGAGCUCCACGCAGGAUCCAUCGCAUUGGAUGAGAGCAGUAACGAUAUGUUGGUCAUCGUGGACGACCCUUCCUCCUCCGCUCAGCAGUCCAGAGGAACAAACUCCCCAGCGUCUAUCUCUGGCUCUGUCUCCGACACGCUUAAUGGAAUUUCCAGUCAGGAAACACAGGGUACUGGACGGUCAAACUCGAAUCGCAACAGAGGGCGUGCAAAAGCUGGUGGGAACGGCUCAAAGGGGAGUAAAUCCCGAAGCCGCAAAUCCACUGCUGGCAGUGCCGCAGCAAUCGCUGGAGCAAUGGCGGGAGCUGCUGCAGCAUCCGCAGCCGCAUAUGCAGCAUAUGGAUACAAUGUAUCAAAAGGUCUCCCCGCUACCAGCCCCCUUCAGACUUCCAUAUUACGGACAUCUGGAAUUUCAGACUUUGGCCCAAUAAACACAUCAUCACCAAUUAGUUCACCGCUGAGUAAAGGAAACAGUACUCCUGGAACAUCGAAAGUCAAUAAUCCUCUUAACUUAACACCGGAAACCCCACCACGAAGGAACAGUAAGGCUACUGGAAUCCAAGGAGGGCUGUAACACAUACUGGGAAUGUCUGACCAUUAAUUAGUUCUACAAAUCAAGGUAUCUUAUGGACAGCCAAAGAUUUACAGAAGGACGUCCUUAAACACUUCCUAGCACAGCUGCAAGAUCUACCUUUGAGCUUGCAGUAAGGUAAUCUCGUUACUCCUACAGCCGGGCAGCAUUGUAACCUUCCCUUUAAUGUGUGAUCCCUUCUAGUCCCAGGAGUUACUACUCUGCAGGAGAAGGCGAGGCUUGCUAAGCCAUAUAGGUCACCAAGCGGUUCUGGUGGUCAUCACUUUUCCACGGGAAUGCUGUGGAAGGUAGAGUCUGCAGAGGGCAAUACAUGAUGUGUCCUCACGCUUCAAGUUCCACGAUGAAGGAUUAAUGUAUCACUUUAUUCUGUGCACCGUAGUACUUCAGUAGAAAUUGUAAACUUGAAAGAAAUUCUAGGGUUGCCCAUAGUGUCUCCAAAACUUUAAACACUGGUUCAGAAACAACAGACCCGUCUCCCUUCUUUAUUGCUAAGGCUGCAUGCGUCCCAGAAUCAACACAACCUGGAACCUAGUAAAACUGGAUAGAGUUGUUUGCAUGCAGCCAGUGCUCAUGCCUCAUACCUCCUUUCCAGCGUAAACCGUAGAGAAAGAAUAAGAUGAUUUGCGUUAAAUGCCAAUUCCAUCAUGAAACCUUUCAGGAUGAGAGCCUCCUGGCAGCAAAGGGUAACCCAGCAAUGAUUUGUGCACUUACAUUUCAGACAAUUGAGCAGCAUAUCACAAGUGUGUGUGCAAACACAAUAUAGCGGGAUUCUAAACAAUGCAAUGUCUUCUUUUUUUUUUUUCCUUUUUUUUUCUUCCUCUUUACAAUGUGUUGUCUAUUUUUAUAUCUAAAUUUGUAUAUAUGUAUAAAAAAGAGGCACAUCUUUCUUUUACUAACUGGAGAGAAAAAUUCUGAAUAAAUCAAAGAUCAUUUUAGGUA
This is a messenger RNA of Pseudophryne corroboree (corroboree frog), 5780 nucleotides long. RefSeq names its product INO80 complex ATPase subunit (gene INO80). Lineage: Eukaryota; Metazoa; Chordata; Amphibia; Anura; Myobatrachidae. Gene Ontology annotation, cellular component: nucleus; Ino80 complex. Gene Ontology annotation, molecular function: histone binding; DNA binding; ATP binding. The record is from RefSeq and is a predicted model, not a curated record. The transcript is spliced from 36 exons. Gene Ontology annotation, biological process: DNA-templated transcription; chromatin remodeling; DNA repair. Bases 174 to 4823 code for a protein of 1549 amino acids.